AAGCUGCUUUGCCAGCGACCAUAAUGAAGACUCCAUCCACCAACCUGUGGAGCUGAUACACGACCACCUAUAAAGCUGCAGCGGCCUGCUGCGCAAACCGCAAUUCAAUAUGGCGACCACCUCGUCCAUGUUCAUGUACUCCUUGACGAUACAACCUCCAACGGCGGUCACACAGGCUAUUUUGGGCCAAUUCGCUGGUACGAAAGAGCAGCAAAUUGUAACUGCAUCAGGAUCUCGCCUUACUCUUCAUAGACCCGAUCCAUCACAAGGGAAGAUUGUCACAGCCUUAACACACGAUGUGUUUGGCAUCAUCAGGACAUUGGCAGCCUUCAGGUUAGCCGGCAGCAACAAGGACUAUAUAAUCAUUGGAUCCGACUCUGGCCGCAUCACCAUUGUUGAAUUUGUUCCUGCACAGAACAGAUUUAACCGACUUCACCUCGAAACAUUUGGAAAGUCUGGCGUCAGACGUGUGAUUCCCGGACAAUACCUCGCAGUCGAUCCAAAGGGCAGAGCGUGUCUCAUCGCGUCUGUCGAGAAAAACAAACUCGUCUAUGUCUUGAACCGCAAUUCACAGGCCGAGCUGACAAUUUCGUCACCGCUCGAGGCCCAUAAAGCUCAAACUUUAGUUUUUGCCCUAGUGGCACUAGACGUUGGAUAUGCAAAUCCAGUUUUCGCUGCCCUAGAAGUCGACUAUGGCGACUCCGACCAAGACCCUACGGGUCAGGCGUUCGAAGAGAUCGAGAAAACCUUAGUCUACUACGAGCUUGAUCUUGGGCUGAACCAUGUUGUCCGCAAGUGGUCUGAUCCUGUAGACCGAACGGCAAGCAUACUGUUCCAAGUUCCUGGUGGAACUGAUGGGCCGAGUGGAGUUUUGGUUUGUGGUGAAGAUAAUAUCACAUAUCGCCAUUCCAACCAAGAGGCCUUCCGUGUUGCUAUCCCCCGGCGGAGAGGCGCCACAGAGGAUCCUCAGCGAAAGAGGUCGAUUGUCGCCGGUGUUAUGCACAAAAUGAGAGGUGCUGCUGGGGCUUUCUUCUUCCUUCUUCAGUCUGAUGAUGGAGACCUCUUCAAAAUUACGAUCGAAAUGAUUGAGGAUGACAAUGGGCAGCCAACUGGCGAGGUCAGGCGUUUGAAGAUUAAAUACUUCGACACUGUUCCAAUCGCAACGAGCCUCUGCAUUCUAAAGAGUGGAUUCCUGUUUGUUGCGAGUGAGUUUGGAAAUCAUCAAUUCUACCAAUUCGAGAAGCUAGGCGACGAUGAUGAAGAGACUGAAUACAUCAGCGACAACUUCCCAACGGAUCCAGCGGAGCCAUACACGCCCGUCUAUUUCCACCCUCGCCCAGCAGAAAAUCUGAACUUGGUGGAAAGCAUCGAUUCCAUGAAUCCUCUAAUGGACUGCAAGGUUGCGAACCUGACAGAAGAAGAUGCUCCUCAGAUAUAUUCCAUCUGUGGCACAGGGGCUCGUAGCACUUUCCGUACCCUGAAACAUGGAUUGGAAGUCAACGAGAUCGUGGAAUCCGAACUCCCUGGUGUGCCAUCUGCUGUUUGGACUACAAAACUCACUCGGGGUGAUGAGUAUGACGCAUAUAUCAUUCUGGCAUUUUCCAACGGCACGCUUGUGCUCAGCAUUGGUGAAACUGUUGAAGAAGUGACGGAUACUGGGUUCCUUUCUUCGGCCACGACUUUGGCUGUUCAGCAGCUCGGAGAAGAUGGGUUGAUUCAGGUGCACCCCAAGGGCAUCAGGCAUAUCCGAGCGGAUCGCCGUGUUAAUGAAUGGGCCGCACCACAGCACCGCUCAAUCGUUGCGGCCACUACGAACGCACAACAAGUCGCCGUGGCACUGAGUUCCGGAGAAAUUGUCUACUUUGAAAUGGACUCCGAUGGAAGUUUAGCAGAGUACGACGAGAAACGUGAGAUGAGCGGCACAGUAACGUGCUUGAGUCUUGGAGAAGUCCCGGAAGGGCGUGUAAGGAGUAACUUCCUUGCGGUUGGAUGCGAUGAUUCCACGGUCCGAAUUCUCAGCCUCGAUCCUGACUCCACUCUUGAAAACAAGUCCGUCCAGGCCUUGACAUCGGCGCCUUCGUCGCUAUCAAUCAUGGCAAUGACGGACUCUUCGUCUGGUGGAUCCACACUUUAUCUUCACAUCGGGCUCUACUCUGGCGUGUAUCUGAGAACUGUUCUGGACGAGGUCACUGGUGAAUUGUCCGAUACGAGAACACGAUUCUUGGGACCGAAGCCAGCCAAGCUGUUCCGAGUUUCUGUUCAGGGCCAAACGGCGGUACUAGCUUUGAGCUCUAGGCCUUGGCUUGGGUAUUCCGACCCAGUCACAAAGGGCUUCAUGUUAACGCCUCUCGACUACGUCGGACUUGAGUGGGGCUGGAAUUUCAGCAGCGAGCAGUGCCCGGAGGGGAUGGUUGGAAUCCAAGGGCAAAAUUUACGGAUCUUCUCAAUCGAAAAACUCACAGAAAACCUCCUUCAACAGUCAAUCCCACUGUCUUAUACCCCCCGCCGAUUUGUCAAGCAUCCUGAACACCCAUACUUUUACGUCAUCCAGUCCGAUAAUAAUGUUCUCUCCAAAAGCACGAAACAAAAGCUGCUAGAAGAUCCUUCAGUCCAGAAUGGCGACUCUGCCGUUCUGCCUGCUGAAGAGUUCGGAUAUCCUCGUGGCAGGGGCCACUGGGCAUCUUGCAUCCAGAUCGUUGACCCUAUCACGGAAAAGAAGGUCCUACAGCAAAUCGACCUCGAAGACAACGAGGCAGCGGUCAGCAUGGCGACUGUUUCUUUUGCAAGCCAAGAAGAUGAAGUAUUCUUGGUUGUGGGUACAGGAAAGGAUAUGGUGGCAAGCCCCCGCUCAUCAUCGGGUGGUUUCAUCCAUGUGUAUCGUUUCCAUGAAGAAGGGAAGGAAAUCGAGUUUAUCCAUAAAACCAAGGUCGAAGAGCCCCCGCUUGCACUUCUCGGAUUCCAAGGAAGGCUUCUUGUUGGCAUCGGCAGAGAGCUACGCAUAUACGACUUGGGAAUGCGUCAACUUCUGCGCAAGGCACAGGCUGAGAUCGCUGCGUCCUUAAUUGUCGGUCUCCAGACACAAGGUAGCCGCAUCAUCGUCAGUGACGUCCAGGAGAGCAUUACUUUCGUCGUCUACAAAUUCCAAGAGAACAAGCUCAUUCCCUUCGCGGAUGACACUAUUGCGCGCUGGACAACCUGCACGACGAUGGUCGAUUACGAGACCGUCGCCGGCGGUGACAAGUUUGGUAACCUCUGGCUUCUGCGUUGCCCAACCAAGGCUAGCGAGGAAGCAGACGAAGAGGGCUCUGGCGCACACCUGGUCCACGAGCGUCAGUACCUUCAGGGAGCGCCUCACCGCGUUGCCCUGAUGGCGCACAACUUUGCGAAUGAUAUCCCGACUAGCAUCCAAAAGACGAAUCUCGUAGCCGGUGGACGUGACUGUCUCCUCUGGAGCGGUCUUCAGGGCACCAUUGCCAUCAUGAUCCCGUUCGUCAGUCGCGAAGAUGUCGAUUUCUUCCAGACGCUUGAGCAGCACCUGCGAACCGAGGACGCGCCGCUUGCGGGGAGAGACCACCUUAUCUACCGGAGCUACUACGUCCCGGUCAAGGGUGUCAUUGACGGAGAUCUGUGUGAGCGCUAUACACUUCUGCCUACGGAUAAGAAGAUGAUGAUUGCUGGAGAGUUGGACAGGAGCGUGCGCGAGAUAGAGAGGAAGAUUUCUGAUAUGCGAACUCGCUCGGCAUACUAAGAGGGGUGAUAUUUUGAAUCCCGGAUGGAAUCGGGCUGUAUGUGUAAUAACCACAUUACGUUAUGUAAAUUCUCUAAAUAUGAGAACUCUAGAGAUAUCAAUGACCAUCCGCCUCAAUGGUGCAACAAUAUAUAAAAAAAUCACAAACCCAUAUAUCUACCUUCGC
This is a messenger RNA of Pseudogymnoascus verrucosus, 3914 nucleotides long. RefSeq names its product pre-mRNA-splicing factor rse1 (gene RSE1). Lineage: Eukaryota; Fungi; Ascomycota; Leotiomycetes; Thelebolales; Thelebolaceae. Gene Ontology annotation, cellular component: nucleus; U2 snRNP. Gene Ontology annotation, biological process: mRNA splicing, via spliceosome. Gene Ontology annotation, molecular function: U2 snRNA binding; protein binding. Bases 110 to 3748 code for a protein of 1212 amino acids. The record is from RefSeq and is a predicted model, not a curated record. The transcript is spliced from 4 exons.